This is a messenger RNA of Suillus paluster, 2556 nucleotides long. RefSeq lists its product as uncharacterized. The coding region runs from base 1 to 2556 and encodes 851 amino acids. Gene Ontology annotation, biological process: actin filament polymerization. The transcript has 10 exons. Gene Ontology annotation, molecular function: microtubule binding; actin binding. Gene Ontology annotation, cellular component: cytoplasm; actin filament. NCBI's taxonomy places the organism in Eukaryota, Fungi, Basidiomycota, Agaricomycetes, Boletales, Suillaceae. The record is from RefSeq and is a predicted model, not a curated record.
AUGUCAUCCAACUCCACUUCUGCUUCUGCUUCUGCCGCUGCUGCUGCCAACCAGGCGCUCAUCGCUCUGAUCGCCAGACUCAAUGAGAUGGCUGAACAGGUGCUCCGGUCCCAGUCGGAGGAAGAGAAAAUGGGAUUGAGCCGGAAGAUUGCUCGUGAAGUGAAUGACGCGAUUCAUUCGCAUGGGAGGGUCGCUACCUACAUCCCCCCUCGCCUGCUGUCCAUGGCAGCUGAAAUCUUUCGUGCUCAGAGGCGCACCACUCAACUGGCGGAAGUCCUGGACUGGAACCGCGUUGGGCACAACCAGGAGAUGUGCAUGAAGCAUCCAUUGUAUGGUAAGACAUUGGGUGCUGCACCAGCGGUCAUCACACCUGCACCUGCACCUGCACCUGCACCAGCCCCAGCCCCAGCCCCAGCCCCAGCCCCAGCCCCAGCCCCAGCCCCAGCCCCAGCCCCUGCACCGGCGGUCAUCACACCUGCACCUGCACCUGCACCUGCACCGGCCCCAGCCCCAGCCUCUGCACCAGCGGUCACCACACCUGCACCGGCACCAAUGUCCUCAAAGACACCAGCACCAGCACCAGUCCCACCUCCAGUCCCAGGCCCAUCACUGGCGCCUGCACCUCAGCCUGUUCCAUCCUCUGGUCAGUCAUUACUGGCGCACCGUUUCAGCAUUCGCAUCCCCGGAAAUACAGCAUCCGGUGCGACUGGACCGGCCGGACCCUCCAAAUUGCGCAAGCGAGAACUCAGUACUAGUCCCCCUGUGCGUCAGUUCAAGAGGGCCCGGAAGCGUCUCCUCAAGUCAAGGGAAGUCUUGUCCGACACUGACUCUGACAAGGUGAAGCUGAAGGUGAAGAACAAAGGGAAAGCAAAGGGGAAGGGGAAAGGGAAAGAGAAGGCAAAGGCAAAGGUACUGGAAGAUGAUGAGGAUGAGGAUGAGGAUGAGGAUGAGGAUGAGGAUGAGGAUGAGGAUGAGGAUGAGGAUGAGGAUGAGGAUGAGGAUGAGGAUGAGGAUGAGGAUGAGGAUGAGGAUGAGGAUGAGGAUGAGGAUGAGGAUGAGGAUGAGGAUGAGGAGAUGGCGACUGAUGUUGAUGAUCUUCCGGUCCGCCAGAAGUCGACACGCAACCCCUCCAAACACAAGAACAAGGGCGCUGCACUGGAGGGAAGUGAGAUGGAUGAGAUUCCAGAAGAUGACGACGAUGAUUUGGAGGGUGAUGAUACCCAAGGCAAGCGAAAGGCCACCAUCAAGCCGGGGAAACAACACAAACCGUCUACACGUCCCAUGGGCAAGGACCACAGCAAGAAGGGCAAGGGCCAACAACCGCCUGGACGUCGAUGGACCUUUACCUCGUUGCGAGAGAUGCCGGUUGAAGCAUGUGCAGUGCAUCCCGCGGUUGACGAAGAAAGGCCCGACCCAGUGUCCGCGGACAGCACCGCUGUCACCACCAUCACCCCCAGCAUCGCCGCUACACCACCUGCAAGAGCCGUCACCACUCGCUCCAAGACAAGCCGGUCAAAGACCACCGGACAGAGCAAGACCGGUGGGCAGUCAUCCAAAGGCAAAGACAGGGAUAUUCGACAUCCCAGUCCCAUCCAAGAGGAAGAGGAUGACGACGUCCGGAUGAUCGAUGACGCUCCGGAAGUGACUGGUACUGGCGGUACCACACCACAACCGGCGCCUCUCGCAUCGGUAGACGAUUUCCCCGCAGACCACUGGAUUGAACCGGGCACUGACGACAUGCCACCUCCACCACCGGUUAUGGCCCCAGAGGACGACAUCUGGGACUCACCCAUCCCUCCGGUCCAUCAUCCACUCUCCCCCAUCGCACCUUCUGGGUCCCUUCUAUCCAUCCAGCACCCUCUCGCUAAUGAGGAGAUGGAGGCCAUGUUGGCCCAGAUUCGCGUCGAUAUGGAGGCACUCCGGACACGCGAUAGGAUGGAAGUUGACGUCCGGCAAGAUGACCUGGAGCGUCGCAUCGAAGUCGCCGAAGGAUCGGAUGCUGCCAUGACCGUGCAGAUCGACCGGAUACAGGGGGAUGUGGACGCGCACCAGAGACUCAUAACUGAGUUGUCCGUCCAACUUCAAGCAGUUGUGAGGUAUAUGAGGGGGGAUAGGUCCGAUGAAGGGACGGCAACAACCCCACCGGCAUUCAAUCCACCCCCCAUUGUCGCCGGCCCAUCCAUCAGUGCAUUCGGUCGCACGUUGACCAACGACUGUCUUCACUCCGGAUGCAUCUUGGAUGAGCGCCCAGACCGACAAGCACGGGUGCCAUCCACUUCCACCAUCAACCCGGCACUCACCACGACAGUAUCCGGCCCAUCUGUUCCUCCGGGUGAUGCACCACCGGUACCACCUCUCAUUCUCCCGGUGGGGUCCAUGCCUUCACCUGGCACCCUUCACGCAUUGAUCACCGGAGGGCCAUCAAAUGUGCUGGACAAUGGUCAGUCCACCUCGGCUCCUUUGCCAUGCCAACGAUAUGGACCUCUAUCCCUCCAACAUGGUUGGUUGGCGAGCGCUAGGCAUGCUAAGAAGCUUUCCGGUGAUAUGGAGAAGUAA